This is a messenger RNA of Anoplopoma fimbria (sablefish), 1681 nucleotides long. RefSeq names its product tyrosine 3-monooxygenase/tryptophan 5-monooxygenase activation protein, beta polypeptide a (gene ywhaba). Gene Ontology annotation, cellular component: cytoplasm. The transcript is spliced from 8 exons. The coding region runs from base 176 to 910 and encodes 244 amino acids. The record is from RefSeq and is a predicted model, not a curated record. NCBI's taxonomy places the organism in Eukaryota, Metazoa, Chordata, Actinopteri, Perciformes, Anoplopomatidae. Gene Ontology annotation, biological process: signal transduction.
AAGCGGAAGUGUCAGAGCAGCCGGAAGUGGUUCUGCCCUGAAUACCCUGAGCAGCGCGGAGGACGGCUUCACUAACGGUCACACCAGCUCUUCGGGAUUCUUUGUAACGCGCAGACAUGGAAACCCCAUCACCAACCCCCUGCUUCGACAGGGCGGUCAGACGUCAGCCUAAAAAAUGGAUAAGAACGACCUGGUGCAGAAAGCCAAGCUGGCAGAGCAGGCCGAGCGCUACGACGACAUGGCGGCUGCCAUGAAGGCCGUGACGGAGCAGGGCCUGGAGCUCAGCAACGAGGAGCGCAACCUGCUCUCCGUCGCCUACAAGAACGUGGUGGGGGCCCGCCGCUCAUCCUGGCGAGUCAUCUCCAGCAUCGAGCAGAAGACGGAGGGAAACGAGAAGAAAUCGCAGAUGGCCCGCGACUACCGUAUGAAGAUCGAGGCUGAACUCCAAGAAAUCUGCCACGACGUGCUGGAUCUGCUCGACAAAUUCCUCAUUACCAAUGCAUCUCAGGCGGAGAGCAAGGUGUUCUACCUCAAAAUGAAAGGAGACUACUUCAGAUACCUGUCGGAGGUGGCCUCUGGGGACGCGAAGAAGGACACGGUGGAGAACUCUCAGGAGGCCUACCAGAACGCCUUCGACAUCAGCAAGAAGGACAUGCAGCCGACACACCCCAUCCGGCUGGGCUUGGCCCUCAACUUCUCCGUCUUCUACUACGAAAUCCUCAACUCGCCCGAGCAGGCCUGCACUCUGGCCAAGCAGGCUUUCGAUGAGGCGAUCGCCGAGCUCGACACCUUGAACGAGGACUCGUACAAAGACAGCACGCUGAUCAUGCAGCUAUUAAGGGACAACCUCACUCUGUGGACAUCAGAAAACCAGGGCGACGAGGGCGAAACCGGCGAUGGAGAUAACUAGAGCGCACUUCACUGUUAACCCAUGACCCCACUCUCUUCCUCCUCCUCCUUUGAUCUCUCUCUCUCCUCUUCUUCCUCUCUUCGUACACAUAAAACAGCCUCCCUCCCCUGUUUCAUCCCCCCAUUUUCAUCCCACUUUUUCAAGCCCGGGCCUCCCAGACUUCCCUUCUGUAUAACCAACAGCAUGAAUAGUACCUGACCUACACAGACAGAUAAUAAAUAAUGAAAAAGAAAUGGAGUGGGGGAAAAGAGAAGCUACUCCAUCACCCUCCUCCCCCCUCCCCCUUGAUCAUGGCACUCCAAGGCUGUCCAGCAGACUCAACCCACUGGUCCUUCUCGUCUUCUAGCACGCAGGGAGGGUUUUCAUCCCAAAUUUAAAAAUAAAAAUGAAUCAAUGUCUUUUUAAAAGCCCCCACUCCCAUGAUUGUUUUUUUUUUUUUUUUUUUUUUUAAAUCUCCUUUCCUUCGUUCUUCCCUCUCUCUCUCUCCUCUUCCCUCUCUCCUUAACGCCUCCCCUCCCUCGCUCUAUUGAGUUGACGCACUUAUAUAGUUGUCCACCAACCUCCCUCCUCCUCCUCCCCCUCGCUCUAGUGAGUUAACGCUUAGUUGUCCAUCCCCCUUUUUCUUCUUUUGGCUUUUUUCUUAGUGUACUGGCAAAAUGGCUGGUUUUUAUUCCACUUUAAACGAAACAACAACAAACAAACAAAAAAGGUUAUUAAACUGUCCGUUUAUUUUCAACAAACACUGUGAUGCUUAGUUUUUCCUCCACCUUA